CAGCCCUGCAGUCUCCACGCUCAGCUGAAAGCUAAACUUCUCUCAACUCAAACCAUUCCUAAACUAGAAAGAAUUUCUGCAUCUCGAAUUGAUAGAAGCUUUGAUCUAUAUUAUUAUGGGAGGGAAAAGGCCCAGCGAAAAGAAAUGGGUUCUUUCGAAUUCCCCUGAUCAGAAGAAGAAGGCAGAGCAAGAUAUAGAAAAUGGUGGAGAAGAAGAAGAAGAGGAAGCGUUAUCACUGAGCGAUCUUCCAAAUGAAAAUCAUGAAACCCAAUUCCAUAAAUACUCUCCUCCUCCCGGCGAUGGAGCUAGGGAGGAGGAAUUCGAUUUCUGCUCUAUCGCCGGUUCCAUGAAGGAUUCCGAGAUGUGUGUUGCCGACGAACUGUUCUUCCAGGGCCAGAUUCUGCCUCUCCCCCGGCGACAUUCCGUCAGCGCCGAUUCGGCUCCGGCCAUCCUCCGGUGCAAUUCCUUCGAACGGUGCCGCUCCGCCGGGUGCACGACGAGCGCCAGCAGCAGAAGCAGCAGCACAAGAAGCCACCAGUCCUCCAGCAGCGCCGCUUCAUCGGCCGGCGCCGCCGCACACGGCAAGCCUCCGGUGAGAGCCUGGAACCGGUUCCAGUUUUCCCAGCCCAGCCCGACCCCCCAUAUCCGGAUCUCCAAGACGACUUCUUCACACGCACACGCCACUCCGUCCAGUAAACAUUCCCGGGGCUCUUUGGCUCUGUGGACCUUGUUUCGGGUAGGUCUGGUGACAUUACCCGAAACAGGGUCACAGAGCUUCAGCCGGGUCAGAAGCAGAAACAAGAACAAGAACUCUUACAAAUUUGUCCGCAGCGAAAGCGGCAGAAGCAGCGUGGACGACAGCAGAAGUAACGUCACCAAGAAGCUGAAACGGAUCUUUGUCGACAGAAAUUUGGGAUUUUUCGACAGCUGCAAGUGUUCUGGUAAUUCAGUUGAAACUACUCCUCUGACAUCCGAGAAUAAUGUCCGGGAAAUGAAAAAGAAGAAGAAGAAGAAGGAUGGAGUUGGAGCAGGAAGGAAUUCUAUGUCUCGUAAUCGAACGUUUGAAUGGUUGAAACAGCUUUCACUAGAUGGUGAAGGUCUCACCAACCCCAGGCUAGAUCAAACUCUUAAUCAAUAGUAUCAUCCAUUCAGUUCGAUUUACUAUAUGUUCUGAUACUUUUUGGUGUGUUUUAUUAAUGUAUUGAAGGUUGAAGGAUUAAGAUUGAAUGAUGUAUAAUCUAGAAAAUCAGGGUCGCAAUAGUUUUUAUUAUCACACGAAGUAUUUAUCCAUAUAUCAUCUCAUUCUUCAGUUAGGCUGUGUUUGUAUCCAUUUCAUCUCAAUACAAUCCACACAACUAAUUCAUAUUAGUCAUUCUUUUCAUUUCAUGUUAAAUUUUAUCAAUAUUUCGUCCUCAUUAUUCA
Molecule: messenger RNA, 1422 nt
Organism: Cuscuta epithymum
Lineage: Eukaryota; Viridiplantae; Streptophyta; Magnoliopsida; Solanales; Convolvulaceae
Source: the annotation of a GenBank genome assembly